CUCCUGCAGUCUUUCUUGUCGUCGUGUCUCGUGCUCGAGAAGGGCGUCCAGAGCGAGUUUGCACUGGUCUGCCGAGACAUGGUCGUCGAUAAGGUCUGUUACCCCCAUUUUGAAGUCGGCGUCGGCGUAGAGAAGGAGAAAAGACUGAGGGUGCCCGAUGGCAAGCAGAGGUCGCAGAAGCCAAUUGUAGGUGCCGCCUCCAGAGUAAAUUUCUGCGGCGAUCUUGCCACGUGCUACAGGCGCUUAAUAACAUGGUAGCAUUGGGGACUCGAGGAGUCGAGAAGGGGGGAAAGAUGAAAAAUCGGCCCGCUCGGAUUCACGGUCAUGCUCCACGCGAACACCCGAGGUCUCCUUACCCACGACGAUAACGCUCCCCGCGCUGCUCGUGUUGCGCAUGCACACCGACCAGCCUCGAGCUGUCCGACAUGUAUCUCGCCUCUGCACCUCUCAUUUCUCUCGCUUUCGCCCUCUCGGCGCUCGCCGCCCCCGACCUCGGUCGCCUGAAGCGUCCUCUCGAGCUCGUCGUCCUGCAGGACUGCGAGGGAACCUGCGACAUACUGACCUUGCGGGACGCGCAGCAUGUGCGCGGCCUGCCUCCCCGCGGCGUUCAUACUGGCAGGCUGCCGACCCAGUCAGGCCAAGAGCGCAUCAGCUUCGUUUCCUACGACGAACACACCCUCUGGCGUGCCGCACAAUCCCAGUGCGGCACCUUGGACACGGCCGCGCUCAUCCCAGACGACACCAGCCAAGCAUCGCAGCAGAGCGUGCUGACGAGCCCACAGCUGAAGUACUCCACCAACCUCGUAGGCAAGGCCCCGCCCAUGCAGGUUCACCGUCUCAUCAAGUCUGGCGACUCGAGCAACCGCGUCGAUCUCGUGUUUUUCUCAGACGGCUACACCGACGGCGAGCAUGCCAAGUUUCUUGAAGACGCGAAACGUCUUGCCGAAGACGUGUCGUACAACCAGACUUUCAACACCGUGAAGCCGCUUUUGAACUUCUGGGCUGCGUUCACGCCUAGCAAGGAGAGCGGCGUUGGUGUCGGUGGAAAGCCUAAAGACACGGUCUUCGGACUGUAUCGCGACGGCACCGAACUUCGUGGCGUAUUGUACUCCAAACCAGAGGUUGCCAGGGCUGCAUGCUUGUCCCUGGGAGAUGCAUGCGACUACCCGAUUCUCAUGGGCAACGAUCCGCUCUCCGGCGGGCUGGGAGGAGAAUUCACUGUCAUCACCCCGUCUCUCGCCAACGGCCCUCUGGUGCUCAGACACGAGCUCGGCCACUCCAUCAUCGAUGUCGGCGAAGAGUACGACGGCGGGUACGCCUACUUCGGCGUGAACGCCGCCGCGAACCUCUCCACCGUGCCCUGGGCGCACUGGCUCACCCCGUCCCCAACGACAGACGCGGCGCCAGCCGCAGCGCACAGCGAGCGCGCCGCGAUGCCGCUGCAGGCGUACGCGUGGACGCUGCUCAACACGAGCGCGCCGUGGACGGCGCGCUUCGCCGCGGCGGGCACGUACGCCCGGCACCUCGUCCGCUUCUCGCUGUCGGGCGUGCCCGCCGCGGCCGACCUGCGCGUCGCGCUCGACGGCGCGGACCUCGCCUGGGAGCCGCGCCCCGGCAUCGGCCGCGACCGCUGGCACUACGACGUCUACCGCGCCGGCGGGCUCGCGCAGGGCGCGCACGAGGUCGAGUUUGCGCUCGUGAACGCGGCGCGCGAGGGCGACGCGCAGAUGUGUAGUGUGGAGGUGUUGGAGUUUGGGGAUGAACAUGAGUUCAACGCGACCCCGGGGCACUACAGCAUGUACCCAACAUUCUCGCUCGAGAACACGACGACGUACCGGCCGACGAACGAGGACUGCCUCAUGCGCCAGGUCACGACGGCCGACUUCUGCAGCGCCUGCACCGAGGGCCUCUGGACCGCGCUCCUGCGCCGCGUCGACCCCAUCGACGCCCUCACCGCGCGCUGCACCCCCGGCGCCGCGCCCGGCACCGUCGACCUCGCCGCCGAGCUCCGCCUCGUGCCGCUCGCGGCCGCCCACGCAGACUCUGCGACGACUAAGGAGCAGGAGGCGGCGAUCGAGGGGGAGGAGGCGGCGAUCGAGGGGGAGGCGGCGGCAGGCGCGAGCUACACGGUCGCGUGGACGCAGGACGGCGCGGCGCUGCCGCGCUUCGCGAACGCGACGCGGCUCGCGGUCAGGGGCGUGCGCGCGGACGCGGUGUUCGCCGUCGACGUCGCGUUCGCGACGGACGAGGUGCGCGUCGACCGGGACGGCCUGCUCGCGUCGCACCGGGACAUGGCGCUCGCGGAGCUCUGCGCGCUGUGAACGCACUCGGUCGGACGGUUUUGGGAGGGGGAUACGGAUGUAAUAUUGUACCUAGGGUAUGGAGGCUGCUAGUGAGAGGUAUAGGUGAUUAGGGAUAAAGGAAGAAGGGUGUUAUUUCUAAACAUUGUACAAGCGAAAAUGUGAAUGAGAAGGGCCUGGACCGUGGAUAAUAAGCCAAUAAGUUGCGUGCGAGACGGGCGGCUGAAGAAGAAUGCGCGGCAGAGCGGGGUUACAGCACAACGGACGAAGAAAGGCAGCAAAAGUGGUAAGACACGGCCGUACGAGAGAACGCAGAAGAGUGCCCAAGCGAUAUUGCCGACAGUAAAAGCAAGAAGGGCUGACGGCAGAGAUCCAGGAGAGGUGCAGAGAGUCCACGCAUAUCGUCACAUGAUGACACAUUUGCAACACCCGCCUCCUCUGCUUUCAUCCUCCUCACCCACCUCACUUCUCGGCCGGUUGUCAGACGACGCCCGUAUGACACGGAUCUCUGGUAUUGGAACAGGCGCAAUGUACUGCGAGAAGGGCGCAGGCGACUCUGGGCGGACAGGACUCGUCGACAACCGUGGUGGUGGAGACAACGGCGCCUGCAGCAUUGGCGCCUUGUUGACCACCUUUGGUUGUGGCCCUGGCUCUAGCUCUGGUGGUGGCUGCUGCUCGUCGAUAGGAGCAAGAUCGUCAACGUCUUGAUCGAAGUCAUCCAUAAGUAUCUCCUCGUCGCGUGUAUCGGUUCGGCCACGGUAUUUCGAGUGGUCGAAGCCAAACGUGCCCGGAGCCGGCUCGAUGACACGCUUUGCACGCUGCUUUGGCUUCGGGGUGCCGUCAGCGGGCACGUAGUGGUCUUCGAGCCCCUUCUUGCGAGCGACUACCGGCAGGACCACAUCAUCCCAAUUACCAGACUUCGGCACCGGCUGAGUCCACGAGGGAACUGCGUGCAUGACGUCAUCUCCUUCGGGAGCAGGAUAUUGUGCGACCGACUCUCUCGACCGGGUGUCCUUCUUUAGCGUGGUCUUUGGCUUCGCUGGUGGUUUCUUGGUGCGCUUCGCAGGAGCAGGCGUAGUCGCCGCAGGACCCUUUGCUUUGCGCUUUGCGGCAGUCGUAGCAGCGGCAGGCUUAGGCGCAGCUUGAGAUAAGGGAGGAGGGGAGGCUUUGGGAGUAGGUGGAACUUCGAGCGGCGGGGGCGAUGCACUCGUCGGGGUGCCGGAGCGGGAGCCAGGAUUCCGUGAGGUAGGCGUAGGUAUUCGACUUUUGAACCCAGAGGCCUUAGAUCUACUAGUGUAGGAGAAUCACUGCGGUCUAAUGAGUGUGGGGGAGACACCGCGCCGUUAUCUCCUCCGUAUGCCGUAGUGUCCUCCUCAUAGUACUCCUCGUCCUCGUACGCCUCUUCGUCCGUGUCGAUAUCUGUUGGUGGCCUUUCGUUCAACACGAAUGAUCCAUGUCCCAGCUUACUAUCCUCGUCCAGAUAUAUGCUCUCCCUGGCACCCACGCUCUCUGCCCUCGACCUCGUCGUUGGACGACUGUGAGCAGCAUCCCUACCACGAGAAUUCGAGCGCGACCGUGACGAGGAGGAAAGGGCUGUUCGUGAAGACGCUUGUCGUAGCGUGUGGCCAUAGUUGGCGAUAUCUAGCAUCUCUAGCCGCUUGCCCACCCGGAGUUCGCCAACGCCUCCGUUACGUGACACGUCGCCGCGGUACCAAUGUUCGUACGGCCGCUCUUCAGAGUCGUUAGACAUUCGAGGGUAGUCGUCGUCAUAGCCGCGACGCGAGCUUGAGUUGUAGGGGGACCUCUCGUCCACCGACUCUGGCGCGCCUGACUGAGACGACUUGGCUCUCGACCGCGGACUAACAGAGGAUGGCUGGCGACCUUCUGCCACCGGCCAUAGAUCGGUGGCCAACUCAGGGCCGUAGGCAGCGCCGUUUGUCUUGUAAUGCCCGUUCCUGCUAUCGCCCCGUGUGUUCAUGGCCACGCUAUGCAAGGACGGUUGGUAACUGCUCGACACGCUGCCCGUGCGCCCCCGAGAAACUGGUAUUCGAGUUGAAUGCACGGAAGACGACAUUGGCGAGCUUGAGCGCGAGGUAGCAUCAGCCGGCAGCGGCGGUGCGCUUUGCGACAAUAGUGGCUCAAAGGGAAAUGGUUGUGAAACCGUGCGAUUACGCUGAAACGAGCCCGAACGAGCGCGGGAAGUGUCUGCCGUACGCGACUGCUGCAUGCUUGGUCGUGGAAUGGCGCUGGGUUUUGAAGAGGUUGGGGUAGCUGCUCUGUUUCUGGAGGCGAAGGUCGAGCUCGAAGCAAGGGAAGUGUCCGGCCCGUCUAUGGACGCAGCCGACAUUCGCUUUGCCAACAAAUGGCUUUCAGUCUCCAGACGCUUGCGCAGAGCUGGUACAAUUGCUUCAUCCCAGGCUGGUUCACGAGAGAAGGUAGAACGCGACGGAUGGAUCGUCGCAAGGGCCAUUUCCAGUGGAGAGAAGUAGGAUUAGUUGGCGCAAAUCCGUCCAGAUAAACAAAUGUCAGAGAAUUAAGAAAAAUGAGAGUGAGAAGUUGGACAGAACGGAGAAUGAUGAGCUCGAUGUCGGCAGCGGCGACCUGGAGGUCGCGAACCUUUUUCAAUAGG
This is a messenger RNA of Phanerochaete carnosa HHB-10118-sp, 4929 nucleotides long. RefSeq lists its product as uncharacterized. NCBI's taxonomy places the organism in Eukaryota, Fungi, Basidiomycota, Agaricomycetes, Polyporales, Phanerochaetaceae. Gene Ontology annotation, molecular function: metallopeptidase activity. The coding region runs from base 426 to 2321 and encodes 631 amino acids. The record is from RefSeq and is a predicted model, not a curated record. The transcript has 13 exons.